This is a messenger RNA of Solanum stenotomum, 1005 nucleotides long. Its product is annotated as RING-H2 finger protein ATL70-like. The coding region runs from base 74 to 631 and encodes 185 amino acids. NCBI's taxonomy places the organism in Eukaryota, Viridiplantae, Streptophyta, Magnoliopsida, Solanales, Solanaceae. The record is from RefSeq and is a predicted model, not a curated record. The transcript has a single exon.
UGGUCUUAUAAUACCAAUGGCCAACCAAACCAAAAAACCACUCCCAUAGCCAUAAUUCUCUUAAAAAAACAUCAUGAAUAACACCACCACCACCCUCUCCGAUCCGAGUUCCGACACCGACGGGUUCCUCGGAUCGGGUCAUAUCGGAGGGUUUGGGUAUGGGAUCGGUGUCUCAGUAGGUAUUCUUCUUUUAAUUACAACUAUAACCCUCACAUCAUAUUUUUGUACUCGAAAUCAAAUGACAGAGUUACCACCACCAAGGAGAAGACAUAGAAUUAAUCGAAGUACGUUACAACAUGAUGGUCAAGACAAUAACAACAAUUGUAUAGUCGAUAUUAUUGGGAUCGACGAAACAACUCUUUUAAGUUAUCCUAAGUUGUUGUACUCUGAAGCUAAGGUAAAUCAUAAGGACACAACAGCUAGUUGUUGUUCAAUAUGUUUAGCUGAUUACAAGAAUAAAGAUAUGUUGAGAUUAUUACCAGAUUGUGAACAUUUGUUUCAUUUGAAAUGUGUGGAUCCUUGGCUUAUGUUGAAUCCAAGUUGUCCUGUUUGUAGAACAUCUCCUUUGCCAACACCACAAUCUACACCUUUGGCUGAGGUUGUUCCUUUGGCCACUAGACCUUUGGGAUGAAUUCACUGCUCGACUAAUUCAGAUUCAUACAACAUAAAGCUCGUUAAGGUGAAACGUAUGCUUCCGAUUGAAGAUUUAAUUUCUACAUUGGUAAUGAUAUAAGUAUCUUGAUCUUGUUUCUUUGGCAAUCUUUGGGAUGACUGACUUGACUAAUUCAGAUUUACACCACAUAAAGCUCGUCAAGGAAAUUUCUUCAUUGGUAAUUAAUUACAUUAGUUUCUUGAUCUUGUUUAUUUUUCUUAUAAUUGCUUUGUGUAAACUGUAGAUUAAUUAGUUUUUUUACAUUGACCCCAUUUUCUGAAAAUUUUAGCAUAGUUGUAAAUUAUUAGUCCUUGAAAGGGAAACAUUGAUUAGUCAAUUUCUUGAUUUUUUUU